AUGUGCUCACAUUCAGCCAUGGCCUCCGGUGUGAGCGGCCUCGACAACCUGGACCUGCUGGACCUUCUCUUCGACCGCCAGGACGGGAUACUCCGUGGCGUAGAGCUGGGGACAUCCUCGGGCACCUGGCAUGAGGAUGGGCAUGCCCAGGACGGCGAGGACUUCCUCAGCUCCAUCCUGGGCUCCAGGGACUCGGUGCUGGACUCACCUGGCUGGUCCCCAGCCACCAGCGACAGCGGGGUCUCUGACGACCCCCACUCCGACCAGCUCGACAGCCCCCCCAGGUGCUGUGAUGGGGGUCCUGGCGAGGCCCUGUACCCCUACGCCGACACCUGCCGGGCUCUGCCCCUCCCAGGGGGCACUGGGGUCCCACACCCUGAGGUCUCCAUCAACCUGGACAUGUGGCACCCCAGCUUCUUCUUGGAGGAGAGCCAGGACCUGCCCGUGCCCUCCACCCGGGACCUGCCCGGGGCCCCUCCACCCACAUCCUGCACCCUCACUGUCAAGGACUUGCUGCUCUCAGGCAGUUCUGAUGCCGUGAGUCCCUGUCCCUAUGUCCCCAUACCUCCUUGUCCCCAGUCUUUUCGGGAGCUGGGGCUUACGGAGGAUGAGAAGAAGCUGCUGGCGAAGGAGGGGGUGUCCCUGCCCACCCAGCUGCCCCUCACCAAGUACGAGGAGCGGGUGCUGAAGAAAAUCCGGCGGAAGAUCAGGAACAAGCAGUCAGCUCAGGAGAGCCGCAAGAAGAAGAAAGAGUACAUUGACGGGCUGGAGAGCCGGAUGUCGGCAUGCACGGCCCAGAACCAGGAGCUGCAGAGGAAAGUCCUACACUUGGAGAAGCAGAACUCAUCCCUUCUGGAGCAGCUGAAGAAGCUCCAGGCCCUCCUGGUGCAGUCAAGCAACAAAGCAGCACAGACAGGAACCUGCAUAGCGGUCCUGCUGCUCUCCUUCGCACUCAUCGUCUUCCCCUCCGUCAGUCCCUUUGCUCCCAGCAAGGCCGAAGCAGGCGGUGACUUUGGACCCGUGCGAGUUUUCUCCAGGUCCCUGCACAACGCAGCUGCCUCCCGUGUGGUUUACACACAGCCCCAAGCCAGGGAUGAGAAGCACCCAGAGCCGCUGUGGCCGGAACACCUGGGCAAAGCUCCUGAGACCCUGCAUGAAGCCUUCGGUGGUCGCACGUUCACCCCACGCCCAGACAAAGUCUCCCCCCAUAACGACACGCAGCCGCUCGCCUCAGAGGAGCUGAGCCGUGGGGAUGGGGAUGGAGCUGACACCGUGUCAAAGGACAGCACCACCCCACACCACAGCCUAGCUUGGACCCAGACCAGCCAUGGCAGGCCCAUGGCACUGGAGCCGGCUGAGGAGCUGUGA
Mesitornis unicolor (brown roatelo) is the source of this 1368-nucleotide messenger RNA. Its product is annotated as cyclic AMP-responsive element-binding protein 3-like protein 3. Gene Ontology annotation, cellular component: nucleus. Gene Ontology annotation, biological process: regulation of transcription by RNA polymerase II. Gene Ontology annotation, molecular function: RNA polymerase II cis-regulatory region sequence-specific DNA binding; DNA-binding transcription factor activity, RNA polymerase II-specific. Lineage: Eukaryota; Metazoa; Chordata; Aves; Mesitornithiformes; Mesitornithidae. The record is from RefSeq and is a predicted model, not a curated record.